Molecule: messenger RNA, 1530 nt
Organism: Didymella exigua CBS 183.55
Lineage: Eukaryota; Fungi; Ascomycota; Dothideomycetes; Pleosporales; Didymellaceae
Product: PRP3-domain-containing protein
Exons: 1
Coding region: 1-1530 (509 amino acids)
Biological process (GO): mRNA splicing, via spliceosome
Cellular component (GO): U4/U6 x U5 tri-snRNP complex
Source: RefSeq, a predicted model, not a curated record
AUGGUCGACAAGCGCCCCGCCGCCGAGGCUGCUGCUGGCGAUGCGAAGCGCGCGAAGCAGGCCGACGCCAUUGCCGCCGCCAAAGCAAAGGCGGCCGAGAUUGCGGCGCGUCUGGCUGCGCGCAAGGCAGAGGCGAAUGGCGCAUCCCCCGCAGCACCUGCGCCCGCGGGCACCGAGGACAGGCUGGCAGCGCUCAAGGCGCGCAUGGCGGCUAUGAAAGCGGGCAGCGGCGCCGCAACACCGGCGAAGCCUGCCACGGCAGAGCCCGCGGGCCCGCGGUUCGCGACAACGCUGGGCAACCGCCGCCCCGAGACACCGGCCGUCGAGCCGAAGCCCCAGCCCGCCGCAGCGAAGCAAAAGGACGACCGCGAUGCAGACGCCUUCAACCCAUACUACGACCCCAAGGCCGCCAGCCAGCCGGGCGCGCGGACACGCGUGUCCAAGCCGCUGCAGUUCAACGAGCAUGGAAAGUACCUCGACCAGGCGUCGAAGCUGCGGGCGCAGGGCCGGCUGGAGCAGAUCAAGAGGAUGCUCGCCAAGCAGGCGCGCCGCGCCGGACUCGACGAGAACAGCGAGCGCGGCUUCUUGGUCGAGCAGCCGCCUGACAUUGAGUGGUGGGACGAGGGCCUGCUGAAGGACAAGACGUACGACUGCCUCGGCGAGGGCGACAAGGUCAUUGUCGACACGGACGACUCCAUCGUCACCAUCUACGUGCAGCACCCGCCGCUGCUAAAGGCACCGCAAGACCAGCGUCUGAUCGAGAUCAAGCCGCUGUACCUGACGCCAAAAGAGCAGGCAAAGGCACGGCGCAUGCGUCGCGCAGAAGACCUCAAGGAGAAGCAGGCCAAGAUCCGGCUCGGGCUCGAGCCGCCGCCACCGCCCAAGGUCAAGCGCGGGAACAUGAUGCGCGUCAUGGGCGAGCAGGCCAUUGCCGACCCGACGGCCGUCGAGAUGCUCGUCGAGCAGCAAAUCGCACAGCGCGAGAACGACCACGUCGACGCAAACCACGAGCGCAAGCUGGACAAGGACGAGCGCCACGCGAAGCUGGAGAAGAACCAGGAAAAAGACGCCAGCAAGGGCCUCUACCUGUGCGUCUUCAAGGUCAACACGCUCGCCUACGGCAAGCACCGCUACCAGAUCGACAUGAACGCCAAGCAACACGCCCUCACGGGCCUGACCGUCUUCAAUCCGGAGCUCAACCUGGUCAUUGUCGAGGGCGGCCUGCACUCGAUUGACAAGUACAAGAAGCUGAUGCUGCAGCGCAUCAAAUGGUCCGACAACGGCGAGCCGACCGAGACCCAGAUUGAAAAGACGGCAAACGACCCCGAGUGGAUGAAGAGCUUCGACGCCCACGGCAACCUCAAGGACCACUCCCACAACAAGUGCUCCCUGCUGUUCGAGGGCGAGGUCAAGCGCCGCGCCUUCCGCAAGUGGGGGUCCAAGAUGUGCGAGACGGCCGGCGAGGCACGUGAGGUCCUCGCACGGAGCAAGCUCGAUAGCCUGUGGGCCCUGGCCAAGAGCAUCGAGUGA